AUGGCGUCUUGGAAUUCAAGUUAUAUGGAAGUACUAUACUACGUUUUGGGAUGGAUUGCUUUUUGCGCAUGGGCAAUUUGUUUCUAUCCACAAGUCAUCUUAAAUUUCAGAAGGAAAAGUGUAGUGGGGCUGAAUUUUGAUUUUGCGGUGUUGAAUUUGACUAAACACACUUGUUAUCUGGUUUACAACGCCUCUCUCUUCUUUAGCUCCACCUUGCAGAGACAGUACCGCCAGAAAUAUGGCUUUGACCAGAUGAUACCUGUGGCUGCCAAUGAUGUAGCUUUCUCAAUUCAUGCUGUUUUGUUGACUGCUUUAACCUUGUUUCAAAUAGCCAUUUAUGAUCGUGGAAAUCAGAAGGUGUCAAAGGCUACUAUUGCAAUUGUUUCGACAACCUUGUUUUCAGCUGCAGUUUGUGUAUUUGCUGCUAUGCCUAGCCAUUCCUGGCUUUGGCUCGUCUCCUGCUUCAAUACACUGCAGGCCUUUUUUAACUUUCAACGUAAAAGCACAAUUGGAUUUAGCAUUGGCUAUGUUUUGCUUGAUUUUGUGGGAAGCACAACAAGUUUUUGUCAGAUGACUGUGGAAUCCAUAGAUCAAAGGUCCUGGGUGAACUUUUAUGGCAAUAUGGGCAAAAUUAUGUUAUCUUUGGUGUCUCUCUUCUUCGACAUUUUCUUUAUGUUACAGCAUUUUGUGCUGUAUCGUUCCAAGAAUAUGGCGGUUUCUCCCACUACAAAUGCAGAAGACAAGGCAUCACUACUUGAAACCUCUGAUCCUCACCCACAUCCAGAUCACGUAUAG
Fraxinus pennsylvanica is the source of this 795-nucleotide messenger RNA. The record is from the annotation of a GenBank genome assembly. Lineage: Eukaryota; Viridiplantae; Streptophyta; Magnoliopsida; Lamiales; Oleaceae.